Angiostrongylus costaricensis is the source of this 510-nucleotide messenger RNA. The record is from the annotation of a GenBank genome assembly. NCBI's taxonomy places the organism in Eukaryota, Metazoa, Nematoda, Chromadorea, Rhabditida, Metastrongylidae.
AUGCCGAGGUUUAUAGAAAGUCGGUCUUUCGAAUUUCCUCUCACUUCAAACGCACAGGAAAAACAAAUAAAACUCGACAAAUGGGUGCCACACAAAUUUAACAGUCAUCAGAAAAACCGCCAUUUUGAAGUGUCGUCUGCUCUUAUUCUGCUCUACAAAAACGAUCUUUUUCUUGAUCGAAUUGUCACGUUCGACAAGAAGUGGAUUUUGUACGACAACCCGCUCAGUGGUUGGAUUGCAGACAAGUUACACAGCACUUCCCAAAGUCGAAAAAUUGCACCAAAAACGGUCAUGGUGAGUGCUCGAUGGUCUGCAGCCGUGCUGAUUCAGUACAACGUUUUGAAUCCGGGAGAAGCGAUUGCGGCAGAGAAGUAUUUCCAGCAAAUGGACGAAAUGCACCGUAAACUCCAACAACAACAAAAGGCAUUAGUCAACAGAAAUAGACCAAUCCUUCUCUACGACAACGCCUUGCACCACGUUGCGGAAGCAGCGCUGCAGAAGUUGAACUAG